Messenger RNA from Pecten maximus, 1029 nucleotides. RefSeq lists its product as uncharacterized. Bases 120 to 848 code for a protein of 242 amino acids. The transcript has 8 exons. The record is from RefSeq and is a predicted model, not a curated record. Lineage: Eukaryota; Metazoa; Mollusca; Bivalvia; Pectinida; Pectinidae.
ACAAAUGUUCUACUAAGGAGAACAAUGGUGGCUGCAGAUCUGGACUUAAUGAUUCUAAAGUCAAAGUUCCACCAACGGCCAUUCCAGUGGGACAUAUACCUACAGGUACUGCCAACGUGAUGUCCCACUGCUGCUGUGGCUGUGUUGACAUUGUCACAGCUACGUUGUGUAUCAUCAGAGGUAACACACGGCCUAUUGGAGCCAGUGGAGUGUACAGUGGGGGGAAACUGUUGCGAUACAGUAUGGUAGGAGUCAGUAUUGGCUUCGUGGCAGACAUGAUGAACAAAAGGGACCAGCUGAGAUGGAUGGGCAUGUUCAGGUUACUGUGGGUUCCCUUCGUGAUCCUUUUCAGUGGUUUCCGAAACUUUAACGCGGGAAUAACUAUCGACACAAGAACAAAAGCCACAAUCAUGGAAGGUGAUACAGAAGAGAUUGUCUAUACAGAAAAGGAAGAAAAGUUUGAAGGAGACAUCUUUAACACAAUGUUGUUGUGCUGGAACUUAAAGGAUGUGAAAGGAAAGUCACAGAUAUGGCCAAAUAGAGGACCCUUCCAGACAUUCAUCUUCUACAAAAAGGGGUGCUCCUCACUUCAGUUUGUUUGGCAUGUGAUUAAAUUGAUCAGUGGUAAAAAGGAGGCGUUGCAGCAAGACUUCUUGCAGUACUAUCAGGCAGCUGGUUACACGAUUAAAGUUAAAGAGGACAGCCCAGUUGAUGAGAAUCUCGAUAUCAAUAUAGACGGAGACCCGUUUCGGCUACCAGAGCCAUAUCAUGAAAACAGGUUUCACCAUGAUGCUGUCCAGAUGUUUUCAAGUCUCACCGACACCGAUGCCGAUUCGUCAAUACAAUAAUACCAUGUUAUUCAAAGAAAAGAAAAAACAAAAUUGCAAUACACAUGCAGCAAAUGUUCAUAUUGUAAAAUGUUUCGUGUUUAGGAUGAAGUUUAGAGUAUUGUACUGUCAUAUUAUCAGACCUAAGCAUUGCAAAGGAUGUUUGUGCUAAAAAGCUGGAGUAAAUCUAUUAGCAAACGAC